CAACACUUAACAGCUACAUCAUGUUCACAGAGAGCGAAAGACAUUGUAAUAUAGUUUUCUAGCCAGCCGCCAUGUUCGUGAGAACUAGGCAGUCAAGGUAUAGGGUAGCCGGCUCACCCAAGCACCUCCACGCGAAAAGCCAAUACCGCUAGAUGCAUAUACUGGUUAUCCCACCACAUGCGACCAAAAGUCUGUUCGACUCGAUGAAAGCUUCAAUCGCCACGACGAAUCUCAUAUCCAAGAACAUUCCUUUAGCACUCAAGAACAACAGAUCCGUUCAUCUCACAAGGCCUGCUCUGUUGAGCAGCCAUGUCUCAGUCAAUUACCGCCACCGCAACCCCUCUCGAUGAUGGCUGGACAGUUGUGAAACCAAAGUCACGCCAACGCGCACCAAAGCUCAGACCAAAAUCCCGCCAAAUCCUCGCCCAGGCAUCAGCCUCAGCUUCGCAAGCAGACGUGAAAAGAGUGCGCUCCAUAGCAGAGAUUACAGCACAGUACGAUCGCAUAAGAACACAGUAUGAGUCAGAAGCCUCAUACACGAAGCUGAGGGACCUCGUGAAGGAGCAUGCGCCCAAAAAGGGGGUGAAGAAGGCGGUAUGCCUAGGCAUCGGGACAUUUGAUCCAGUCGACGGGGGAUGGGAGAUGAAGAAGAAGGCCUUCAUACAGUUGGCGGCGUUUCUUCUGAUGGUGCAGGUGCUAGAGCACCAGUCACAUACCAGCAUCGACUGUGCAUUUCAAGAGCCAGUAUUCACCACCUCAGACAAGGAGUUUAUCAAGUCCUUGGGCCAUCGUGUUGUGGACUCACCUGAGGGGUUCGACAUGGUGGGACAAGACACUCUUUUAUUUGGGAUACAUCUAUAUCGACCGAUAUACAUUCAAGCAAUGGAGAAGGCGACCCCAAUCAUGUUUGUCGGGACGGAAUUGGAUGUUUGGGACACUUUGUCCAUCGACAAGAAGGACGACAUCUUGGACGUGCCGACCAUCAAACAGAUGAGCCAGACGCACUCAAAACACACCUUUCCGAAAGAUGAUACCACCAACUCGUUCACGAACACUGCCGUAUAUUGCAAAGAAGCGUCAUGAAUAUCUUUGCCUUGUAAACAUUGCGCCAGCAUUACCCACACCUUGGACCAUUGGCUCUGUGCAUUGCGGGUAUAUUAUGCAAACGCCUGGUAUUAUUGAGUCUUUUCAGCACCGGGUAUCGACAUCUCAGAAUCUCGCGGAGAUGAUCGAUUGGCUUGGAACUUGGCCAUAGCAUCUAGAUGCAUUGCGCACUGCAUUACUCGCUCA
Emericellopsis atlantica is the source of this 1290-nucleotide messenger RNA. RefSeq lists its product as uncharacterized. The record is from RefSeq and is a predicted model, not a curated record. Bases 310 to 1083 code for a protein of 257 amino acids. Lineage: Eukaryota; Fungi; Ascomycota; Sordariomycetes; Hypocreales; Bionectriaceae. The transcript is spliced from 3 exons.